Gadus morhua (Atlantic cod) is the source of this 2295-nucleotide messenger RNA. Its product is annotated as piggyBac transposable element-derived protein 4-like. The record is from RefSeq and is a predicted model, not a curated record. The coding region runs from base 153 to 2081 and encodes 642 amino acids. The transcript has 2 exons. Lineage: Eukaryota; Metazoa; Chordata; Actinopteri; Gadiformes; Gadidae.
UGUACCUUGGGUGCGUUAAAUAUGGAGACUGGUGGUGAGCUUGUGGCCUCUUUACGCACGCAUUCUGCCGAGUACUGACAGCGCAUGGGGAGAGAGUUUUUGAGAAGUUUUGAGAUAGUUUUUUUUUAUUUUUUGAUCAUUUAUCAUAAAAAAUGGAGAAGGUGUUAGACAUUUUACACGAUGAGCAUGCCGAGGACUCCGUUUCUGCUGGAGACUCCACAUCUGACGAUGACGAUGGAGACUUGUUGUUCGGCAGCGACAAUGACUACAUGCGUCCAUUAGAAAGUGAUGAUGAGGGACCAUCCACACCCCAGACAGACACCACUCCGAUGCAGCGAGGGUGCCCUCCUCAUCCAGCUUCGGCUCCCCUUCCUCUGCUCUCCUCCUCUGAUUCAGACUCACCCGAAGAGAGGCAGCCGAGACGCAAAGGGAAACCCCCACAAAAAACUUCAAGCAAGCGUGGUCGAGGUGGGUCAGGCAAGCGUGGUCGAGGUGGCUCUACAACACCAGCAGUGAGAGACGAAGAGGAAGAAGAGGAGGAGAGGUGGCAUAACAGACAGGAGGAGGACAAAAAACCUGCCCCUUUUCGAUUCAAGCCGGCUAGGAUCCCUGGCCCUACAUUCGACACGACACUGUCAUGGUCUCCCCUUGCACUCUUCCAGCUGUUUUUUUCCACCUCUGUUGUCAAUACUAUAAUCAGCAACACAAAUGCCCACGCUGCCAAGAGACAACAAGCGGGGAAAAAGCUCAAGUGGGAAGUGCUUACAGUGGACGGGUUUUAUACAUUUUUGGCUGUGAUCAUUUUCCAUGGUCUUGUGACGGUCCACAAUUUUGCAGACUAUUGGAGGAAGACAUCCCCGUACAACUUCUCCUUCCCACGUGACAAAAUCACACGUGGGCGUUUUGAGGCCAUCCUGUGGUCACUUCAUCUCAGCAACCCUACUGAAGAUGAGGAAAAUGAACGAAAGAAGACCACUGGGGAAUAUGACCGUCUAUUCAAAAUAAAGCCGCUCUACAGUGAGCUGGUGACGGCCUGCAAGGCACACUUCCAUCCACGUCAAAACCUUUCCAUCGACGAGCGCAUGGUUGCUUCCAAAGCCAGAAUAAGCAUGAAGCAAUAUAUGAAGGACAAGCCCACAAAGUGGGGGUAUAAGCUUUUUGUUCUGGCGGAUUCUUCCAUAGCAUAUACAUGGAACUUUUUUGUCUACACAGGAAAGAGUGUGUCCACCACAGGUCACGCUCUGAGCUACACAGCAGUCAUGGACCUAUUGCCUUUUGCUGCGCUUGGUGGGGGCUACACUGUGUAUACGGACAACUUUUACACAAGCCCUGCCCUGGUCCAGGAUUUGGCGAAGAAGUUCAUCGGCUGUUGUGGAGCCAUCCGGAGAGAUAGUAUUGGUUUUCCUAAGACCGAAGCAAACGACCUUCCUAAGGAUGCUGAGAGGGGAGAUCUGCGUUGGAUGCGGCGCAGGAACCUCCUCUUCGUAAAAUGGAUGGAUACACGCGAAGUGUCCAUGUGCUCGUCGGUGCAUGAGGCCUUCACUGGUCAGACGGUCAGGCGGAGGGUGAAGGAGGCUGGCGUGUGGCAGGUGAAGUCUGUACCCGUCCCCGACGCUGUAGUGGACUACAACCACAGCAUGGGGGGUGUGGACCUAUCGGAUCCACUGAUAGGCUACUACAGCGUCAGCCACAAGACCAUGAAAUGGUAUAAACAUUUUUUUUACCAUUUUGUGGACAUCGCAGUGGUGAACAGCUUUCUGCUACACAAGGAGCUGCUGGAGUUGCGGAACCCUACCCAGACAAAGCCGUACACCCAAAAGACCUUCAGAGAGCAGCUGCUGAAAGAGAUGGUGGCGUUUGCUGAAGGCUCAGCAGCUACUCCACCGCCUGCCUCUGCGCCCACCACGUGCAUGCCCAUCUACUAUGCAAGUGAGGACAAGCAAAUUCGCAAGCAUUGCAAGAGGUGCCUCAAUGCUGGGAUCCCAAGGGUGAAGACUGCCGUGUAUUGCAGAAAAUGUCAGGUGCCACUGUGUCUCAGUGCAAAAAAUAACUGUUUCAAGCGCUGGCACGACAACUUGUAGAGGAAAAGGAGAAUUAGGGGGGGCUGUUUUUAGUUUGGACUUUACAGCCAGUGUAAAUAGUUGUUUGAUCUUUUUUGUUUGACAGUUUACAGUUUGGUUAUUAUUGUUGAUAUGUUGUUUUUAUUUGGACUUUACAGUCAGUGUAAAUAGUUGUGAGUGUGUUUGUUUUUUAUCAUUGUUGAUAAAUAAAUGUUUCAUUUUGAUUCAAACUUCA